AUGGAACUGAGAAAGUACAAAAGCGGGGUGUUCCUGAGUCAAACGGGUUAUUUGGUGGAGAUGCUGCAGCGCUACGAGGUGCAAGGAGUGGAACCUUACCCAUUGCCUAAGGUUGAGGAUGGGGAGGACGAGGAACCAGAUCUCAAGGCGUUGAGGCGUGCCCAGACUCUAGUGGGUGAACUGUUGUGGGCAAGUACAAGAGCAAGACCGGAUGUGGCAUUUGCAGCAGGGCUACUUGGUCGUCUUGCUCAUCGACGUCCCAACCACGCCGUGGGGAAGCACCUACUCAAGUACCUGCAAGGCACAACUGACUAUGGCUUGAACUAUCAACCUGGGGAUAUGGAGAUGGUCAGCUACCACGUACAGCGGACAGACAGGCAGGCCUGUGUCACACAGAGCGCGGCGGAGAGCGAGUUGGAGGGUUACUCAUCUGCGCAUCAAGCUGGUGAAGCGCUGAGCGCAUUGAUUGAGACGGUUAACAACAACCAAUCGCUCCAGAAGCUGCUCUAUGGCGACAACAAGGAGAAGGCACUUGCGCAUCAGAGCACAUGCGUUGAGAGAAGCAGUCAGGAGACCAGAACUGGGAUGGCAGGCACGUCACAUGCCGAUGGACUCACGAAGGCUCUGGUGGGCGUAGCUUUCAAUGCGUUUAGAUUGAGAGCAGGAGUCAUCAAGAGGAAGACGUGUGACAAUCUUCAGGACAAGGACAACGUGAAAAAGAAUAACAAGGUCACUGACGAGACCCACGCUCCACAGAAUGACAAGGUCAUUGAGGAGAAGCACGUUCCAAAGAAUGUCAAGGCUUCUGCGGAGAUUGCAAUUCCAAAGAGCCCCAACGUUCAGGACAAGUUUGAGGUGACAAUGAAUAACGUGGCCAACCACCCUGCCAACAUCAAGGCUUUUGACUUUGACAAGACAGUCCAGAUGGCCAAGACCUACCUCGAUGAAGAUGUACCUUCAAGCACAAGCUGA
This is a messenger RNA of Cladocopium goreaui, 972 nucleotides long. NCBI's taxonomy places the organism in Eukaryota, Dinophyceae, Suessiales, Symbiodiniaceae. The record is from the annotation of a GenBank genome assembly.